AUGAAUUCGAGGUUUGGAAGGGCAGGUUUCAACCGUUUUGGUAAUGGGAAAUCUAAAGAACACAGGUUUGCUUUGAAAAACGGUGGUGAACUUGGAGGUUUAAGCAAUGACGGAAAUACCUGCUUUAUGAAUUCAAUAAUACAAUCACUUGCUUCAUCUAGGCAGUUGUUGAAAUUUAUCGAUUCCUACCUCUAUGCAGAAAUUGAAAUCGAUACAAACAAGAUAACUGGAGAAAAAAUCAAAAUCAAAUCCAAUCAGCCUAAUCCGGAAUUAACGUUUACCAAUGCUUUAAAGACUCUUUUGGAUAACGUUAACGGGAAGUAUGGUUCAAGAAGUAAGGAGUUUACAACUAAACAAUUGUUGAAUAAGAUGCCAAAUGGUCCUAAACAGAACUUUUUCAGUGGAUAUAACCAAGAAGAUGCACAAGAGUUUUAUCAGUUGAUAAUGAAUCUCUUGGAAAAAGAGUUUAAAAAAAUGAGUGUUAGUCGACUUCCAACUCCUGAACCGGAAACUGAUCAAGCGGAGGAGGAAAAGAAAAAGAAGAAGGAGAAGGAGAAUAUAUUUAUUGAUGUGCGGAAUUUGAAAGAAAUCAUAUCUGGCUGUAAUAGAUUGGGAAAAUUGGGUACUGUUUACGUACCAGCAAGGCAGGUUGAUCCUAAUCUAGUUGACGCUGAACAUAAAGUAGUUCCGCUAGAGUUGAUCACCCCGGUUGACGGAAUAACUGCUGAAAGAGUUGGAUGUUUGACGUGUGGAGAACUGGGUGGUAUACGAUAUGCAGUCAAUAGUGGACUAAGUUUGAACUUACCUAAUGGCCAAACGUAUUAUUCCGGGUUCACGCUUGAACAAUUACUCAACGAAUGGAUAAAACCAGAGACUAUUGAUGAUGUCAAUUGUAAUAGAUGUGGGUUAAUGCAAACGCGGAAUUUGCUAGCGGCAACAUUGACAGAGCUUGAAAGAAGUCCCAAUAAUACCACAGCAAUACAAAAGUUAGAAGCAAGAUUAAAACUUAUAGAAAUAGAAUUAGCCAAAAACGAAGUAACGGAUGAAGCAUUUGAAAAAUUAACGACAAAGAACUUGAUAAAAAAGAGUAGAAAAACAAAGCAGAUAUUUAUGGAUAGACCACCUCCUUUGCUCAGUAUACAUAUCAAUCGCUCACAAUUUGACCCGAGAACUUAUAUGGUUGUUAAAAACCCAAGCAAUGUUACGUUUCCUGCUGUUUUGAAUCUUUCGAGAUACAUUGUUGAGCCAAAUGAUAUAAACAUGGAUGCAAGAUUGCCAUUCAGAAAACAAGAUAAAGAAUUGAAUCAAAGCUUGGCUAAUACUACAGCAAAUGGUGGUGAGUUUAUGCUGGCAUUAGAUAAUAAUAAUUAUAGUAACAAUGGCAAUGAUAAUUACGAGGAGUCCUUAUCUGCAUCAACCGCGUCAUCACAAACGGCAUCUUUUGAGGAGAAACCCGCCGAGUUGGAAACCCCAGCAACUACAGUUGACACGGCGUUUUCAGAAGCAGACCCUAGACUAUUGUAUAAUUUGAAGGCCGUUGUUGUCCAUUACGGUACUCACAAUUAUGGUCAUUAUAUAUGCUAUAGGAAACUACGUGGUGUAUGGUGGAGAAUCAGUGAUGAGUCUGUUUAUGUUGUUACUGAAGAAGAGGCCCUUGGCGGUCAAGGAACAUUUAUGUUAUUUUAUGAGUACGAUGACGGCUUUAAAGAGACGUUGCAAGACGUUACCGAUGACGAAGAAGAGUCCAAGGAGGAUGACAACGACGAGGUUCAGGACGAGGAGGAGGGGGAGGAUGAUGACAACGAGGUUCAAGAAAUUGAGUCACAGGGAAGAGUUGAAAGUACAGUUGCUUCCAACGAGACAACAAAUCUUGUUGCGUCUACAUCUGAAGAGACUGAAGUGUAUGAUUUCAAAAAUGCAGAUAACAACAAUGAUUCAACUUCAUCAACUGGCGGGAAAGAAGGUGAUGUAGACAUGGGCAAUAAUGAUUGCGAAUUCAAUGUAGCUGAGGCGCAAGUGCAUUUAUAG
Messenger RNA from Lodderomyces oxycetoniae, 2028 nucleotides. RefSeq names its product ubiquitin-specific protease (gene UBP1). Gene Ontology annotation, biological process: protein deubiquitination. Gene Ontology annotation, molecular function: cysteine-type deubiquitinase activity. The coding region runs from base 1 to 2028 and encodes 675 amino acids. The transcript has a single exon. Lineage: Eukaryota; Fungi; Ascomycota; Pichiomycetes; Serinales; Debaryomycetaceae. The record is from RefSeq and is a predicted model, not a curated record.